CCGAUUAUUCGUAUACAUAUUUUUUUCUUGUUUACAAAUUUUUGGAAAAUGUUAUUUUUAAUAAAUUUCUUAAUAAAAUAAUGGAAUCCUGUUUAUUGUGUUUAGAAAUAAAUAAAGAUAUUUUGGACUCCAUAAAGGCAAACUCAUCACAAUGGCAAGAGCUGGAUAUGGGAAAAGUGAUAGAGAAACAUUUUUGGCCAAUGAACAAUAUACAAACAAAUUCCUGGAUAUGUUUGUCCUGCUGGCAAGAGGUAAACGAUUUUCACAAAUUCUAUAUGCGUGUGGAAGAGGCUCAUAUGAAUUUUGGAAAAAUUAAAGUGGAGGAUGUUGGUGUAUUAACAACGGUGGAAUGCAAAGAGGAAUUAACAAUACAAAAAACAAAAAUAAAAACUACCACUGAAGAGGCGGAUAAAGAUAAUAUUGCAUUUUGUUUCCUAGAACCAGAGAUACUGAUAGACCAACCUCAGCCACAGGAUCUGGCGGAACCAGAAAUACUUAUAGAUCCACCACCACCAGCGCCCGAUUUGGAGGAUAACAAAGAAACUGCAAUAACACAGCCCUUAGAUGAGCUGGACUUGGAUGAUAUGCCCUUAAAACAGGCUUGUAAACGUUUAAGAUUAGAAAAUCAAAUAACAAAUAAAGAUCCUCUAGAGAAAUCUAAAAAAUCGAAAGUUAACAACAAGUCCAAGAAUAAAAAGAAAACUACUAAAGCCAAAGCUACUGCAGAGACAAAAACAUCAGAAGAAACCCCAGCAGAAGAAUCACAAGUGAAAGAAGAACCUCUAGAUACAAAUGAUAAUCAUGAUUCAGAUAGCCUUAGUGAUAAUGACAACGAUGCCGGCGAUGCCAAUUAUCAGCCGGAAAAGGAUUCUGCGGAAACUGUGGAAAGUAAAAGGCGCAAAGCUUACAGUAAACACCGCACAAAUCGCAAAGAAAAUGAUCAAUUUAUAGCCGAACAUUUUAAGCAAAUGUUCUGUGAUCUUUGCCAGGUACCGUUUGAAGACUUUCCCGCCAUGCAGAAACAUUUUACCGAAAAUCACAAACAACGAGGCUAUGUUGUUUGCUGUAAACGAAAGUUUUUCGAUCGUACCCGUUUGGUCGAUCAUCUUCAUUGUCACUUAAAUCCCGAUCAUUUUAAGUGCAAUGAAUGCGGCAAAGCCAUGUCUGAUCGCAUCAGUUUUGACAGUCACAUGUUGCGUGUGCACCGAGCCAGUGAGGUGGUUAAGCAACAUUGCUGUGAUGUAUGCGGUAAAUCUUUUACGGAAGCUUAUGUCCUUAGGAUACAUAAAUUAACUCAUUUGCCGGAAGAGGAAAAGAAAUUUCCCUGCAGUGAUUGUGGCAAAAAUUAUGGCAGUCCUUAUCUAUUGAAUCAACAUCGACAAGCGGUACAUCUUAAACGUUUCGUUAAAAUUUGCUAUAUAUGCGGCAAAGCUAUUAACUCCAGUGCUGAAUUUAAAAUACACAUGAAUAAGCAUGAAGGCAUACCCGCUCCCGUUAUAAAUUGUGACGUAUGUGGCUUACGUCUAACUAGUGAACGUGGUCUAAAGCUGCACAAAGAAUCCCAACAUCCAAUAGGGGGGAAACAGGAACAUCACUGCCCUAUUUGUCCAAAAAUAUCACCCACCCUAAAGGCACUUAAAAAGCAUAUAAAUACUAUGCACGAAAAGGGCUACGAUCACAAGUGCAGUAUUUGUGAAAAAGCUUUCAAAAGAUCUGAAGCUUUGAAGGAACAUAUGGCCACACAUACUGGCACUACUUUAUACACUUGCCCCUGGUGUCCGAAAACCUUUAAUUCCAAUGGCAAUAUGCACGCUCAUCGCAAGAAGAUACAUCCAAAAGAAUGGGAAGAAACAAAACUGUUAAAAUAUUCGGGAAAUAUACCACCAGAAAUUUAAAAAUCAUGCAAAUAAAUCACAAUAAGUGAUUCAAUAUAAUUUAUUUAAUUUAGUUUAGUUUAACGUUUAUUUAAGUCUCAAAAUAUAUUUUUUAAUAUAAAUUAAUUUAAAAUUGAUCAUUAUGUAAGUAGUAACUACUUUUUUUAAAUAAUUUAAUAAAAGUAUACAUAUAUAGAUCUUGGACAGAUUUAACUAAA
Lucilia sericata (common green bottle fly) is the source of this 2092-nucleotide messenger RNA. Its product is annotated as transcription factor grauzone-like. Gene Ontology annotation, cellular component: nucleus. Gene Ontology annotation, biological process: regulation of transcription by RNA polymerase II. NCBI's taxonomy places the organism in Eukaryota, Metazoa, Arthropoda, Insecta, Diptera, Calliphoridae. Gene Ontology annotation, molecular function: zinc ion binding; RNA polymerase II transcription regulatory region sequence-specific DNA binding; DNA-binding transcription factor activity, RNA polymerase II-specific. The record is from RefSeq and is a predicted model, not a curated record.